AUGGACGUCGACGGCCGCGUCGUGCGCCUCGACAGCGCGGCGAAGAUCGUCGCGCCGGGCCUGCGGCUGGGCUGGGUCAGCGCGCCCCAAACGUUCCUCGACAAGUUCACGGUGCUCAACGAGACGUCGGUCCAGUUCCCGAGCGGCGCGGCGCAGGCGGCCAUGCUCGCGCUCCUCGAGACGUGGCGCGACGACGCGGGCUUCGACGCGGCGCUCCGGAAGACGCAGCACGAGUACGCGCGGCGCCGCGACGUCCUCGUGGCCGCGGUCCGCGGCGCGCUCGCGGAGGCCGGCGGCGCGACGCUCGCGACGCUCGAGACGCCGGCCGCGGGCAUGUUCCUGUGGCUCGAGCAGUUCGUCGCGCCGGACUCGCGCGCGCUCCAGGACAAACUCAUCAAGAACGGCGUCGCCUGCAUCCCCGGCGCGUGCUUCGCGACGCCGGACAAGCAGGGCGACGAUUGCCCCUUCCUGCGCCUCACCUACGCGUCCGCGACGGACGCGGAGAUGCGCGCCGGCGCGUCGCGGCUGGCGGCGACGCUCGCGGACUACUCGCGGAACCCGUCCCGCAAGUACCUCACCGCGGACCCCUACGAGGCCGACGCGCCGCGCUACGACGACCCGCGCCGCGCGGCGCCGCGCUACGAGCCGCGCGCCGCGUACUACGAGCCCGACCCCUACGGCGCCGCGGACCCCUACCGCCGCGCGGCGGCGCCGCCGCCGCCGCGGGAGAUCGACGACCGGCGCCGCGCCUACGGCGACUACGCGGCGCCGCCGCCGCCGGCCUACGACUACGACCGGCGGCCGGCCUACGACGACCGCCGGCCCCCGCCGGACGACCCGCGCGCGCUCGACCCGCGCGCGCUCGACCCGCGCGCCGUCGACCCGCGAUUGGACCCGCGCUACGCCGCGCCGCCGCCGCGCUACGCGGACGACGCGCGGUACCGGGCGCGGCCCCCGUACGACGACCGCGCCGCGGCGCCGCGCGCCGACGACCGCGACCCCUACCGCGACUACCGCGCGGCGCCGCCGCCGCGCCGCGACUACGCGCCGCCGGAGCCCCGCGCCUACGACCCCUACGGCGACCGCCGCCCGCGCCACGACCCCUACGACGACCGGCGCGUCGCGCAGCGCCGCUGA
Molecule: messenger RNA, 1137 nt
Organism: Aureococcus anophagefferens
Lineage: Eukaryota; Pelagophyceae; Pelagomonadales; Pelagomonadaceae
Exons: 2
Coding region: 1-1137 (378 amino acids)
Biological process (GO): biosynthetic process
Molecular function (GO): pyridoxal phosphate binding; transaminase activity
Source: RefSeq, a predicted model, not a curated record